AAAAAAAAAACUCAAACAUAUGGCUUGGCAUUAGAUAUGCCUGGCAUGGCAUUUAAUUUUAUUAUUGUAUUGUGUCAUAAUGAUUACAUUACGUAGGGCCUGAGGCAAUAUCACCCAACUUGAGUGUAAUAGGGAAAAAUACGGUAUAGAUAUAAAACGGUAGUGUCAGUGCAACACGUCAGUCUUAAGAUAAAUAUUCGUAAUAAAUAAUCUCGUUCACAACUUUUGUUAUCAAAUAAACAUUGUCUGUAGAGGUUAUUACUAUAUUUAUACGUUUCGUGAUAAAAGUGUUUAUUUUUAUUUGCGGUAGUAAAAUGGAAAUUCCGUCGAGUUACAAGUUGUGCGCUGCGACCGCGGCACUGGCUGUGGGUUGUACUGUUUCCUACCUAGCCUAUAAACGGCGAGGAAGGGUGCGCAACGCUAACGAUGUAUUUAAUUACUUGACUGUUAAAAUCGUGACUACUGAAGAAUCUUGUGACGCUGUUGUUGCUGAGUUGAAAAAGAGAUGUCAGAAACAUCGUGCUUUAGGCUUUGACUGUGAAUGGGUCACAAAUAAUGGAAAGCGUCAACCCGUUGCGUUAGUUCAGCUGUCUUCCCUUGAUGGCUACUGUGGCCUGUUCAGGUUAAAUACAUUGAAGACAGUCCCUUUGUCUUUAAAAGAACUACUAGAAGAUGAGAGCAUUUAUAAAGUAGGUGUGGGACCCAAAGAUGACAGCAAAUACUUGCAUAACGAUUACGCUGUGGAACUGAGGUCUUCCUUAGAUAUUAGACAUCUAGCGGAGUACUGUGGCUAUGAACCCGGAGGCCUGGCCUCGUUAAGCUCCGUUCUCCUGCGAGCCACUUUGGACAAGAGUUGGAGGGUCCGAUGCAGUGAUUGGGAAGCUGAGGAGUUAUCAGAAAGACAAAAGAAGUACGCAGCGAUCGACGCUCACGUAGCUAUUAAGAUCUUCGCUUUGUUACUAGAAAAGCUUGAAGAGAACUAUUCAAGUUACUGGGAGCUUGGCUACAACACUGCAAGUGUAUGGACCCGUCUAUAUGACUAUUGCUCCAAGUAUGCUGAUGUCGGAUAUAAAACUAAACAUACUAUCAAAUUGAAGGAUCACGCAAAAGAAAAGGACCCAAAGAUUAAGGAACCCACAAAGAGAUAUAAACUCACAAAACGCACGCGACCUUUGUACAACAAUGGCUACCUACAAGCUCCUGAUGGUGAACUGUUAUGUAUCUGUGACAAUAGGAAGGGAAUGUGGUUUGUGAACAAAGGCCUGGCAGAUCUGAUCAAGGAGGAUCCUCUCACAGUGCGCCUAAAGUUCGAGCCCGCCGGCCGAGCGGUCGGCGACGUCGGACGCUACUACCAGUUGGAGAAGGAGAACAAAUGUGUCGUUUGUGCCAGCACUAAUCACUGCAUCCGUAAGAACGUCGUGCCCAGAGAGUAUAGGAAACUGUUUCCUGAAAUCAUGAAGGAGCAUUCUUCUCACGACGUGGUACUAUUGUGCGCUGAAUGCCAUCAAAUGAGUAAUAUCCGUGACCAGCAUAUGCGCGUCAGUCUAGCAGAGAAAUGCAAUGCGCCUCUACCGUCCAGUUCCAAGGACAGAUUCAUUGAAGACAUGGCUGCUAAGAAAGUUAGGUCAGCAGCUCGCGCCCUGUACCAUGCGAACGACAAGCUGCCGGAGGUCCGACGCAAGGAGUUGGAAGACACCCUGCUGCAGCACUAUCCUGACCAGGAAGAGAUCACACUGGAACUACUGAAGGAAGCCUGUAGUAUACCAGUCGUAAGAGAGAAUACAGACUAUGAAUCACACGGUAUUAAAGUAGUAGAUUACUAUUUUAAACACACUAGUUUGCUCCAAUUGGAACAAGAGUGGCGCGAGCACUUCUUGAAGAACAUGAAACCUAAAUAUAUGCCCGCUUUAUGGUCCGUCAAACAUAACGAGGAAAGGUUAAAAGUAAAAUGGGAUGAGGGCCGACUAACCACAGAGGAUUUGAAAUCAAUUGGAUUAUCGACAUUUUAAAAUAUUGACAUUUGUUACAUGAAUUUAUGUUUCACAUAUUCAUGUGUCCAAAUAUUUGGGCCAAUGUUGGGCGAAUAUUUGUCUUGUAUUUGCCCGGAACUUGGUCUUUUGGCUCUCCGGCUGACGAGACGUUUGACUAUUGUAUACAGCAAUGACGAAUUGCUCAGAAGUGAGUAAAUAUGUAUUAAGAUGAGAAAUGAAAAGUUUUGAAAUUACUGUUUUUCAUGCAUUAUGCAGCAAAAAAUAAUUAUGCCCGCAUUUAACUGAAUUUUUCAUAUCAAGGUUUUUAUGAAUUUUACUGUAGGUAUAUUAAUUUUAUACCUAGAAUAAAUGACAGCUUAUUGUUUUAAGAUUGAAUUAAAAUUAAAAAUGUAAAUUACCAAAUAAAUAUAAGCAAUUUUUUAAAUUUUA
This is a messenger RNA of Spodoptera frugiperda (fall armyworm), 2420 nucleotides long. RefSeq names its product exonuclease 3'-5' domain-containing protein 2 (gene Exd2). Lineage: Eukaryota; Metazoa; Arthropoda; Insecta; Lepidoptera; Noctuidae. Gene Ontology annotation, molecular function: nucleic acid binding; 3'-5' exonuclease activity. The transcript is spliced from 10 exons. Gene Ontology annotation, biological process: nucleobase-containing compound metabolic process. The record is from RefSeq and is a predicted model, not a curated record. Gene Ontology annotation, cellular component: nucleus; cytoplasm. The coding region runs from base 315 to 2009 and encodes 564 amino acids.